AUGGAAGCCUUGCUUUCCAGUGAGCUCUCGGCCGACACUCUGGCAGCGCUGAAGGCACAUAUCCAAGCGCACCUGACGCAAAACGAUACAUCAGUAACCGAAAACUUUCGUCUUUCGCAGUUCUGGUAUGACGACCAGACUGGCCGCGCGCUAGCACAAGAAGCAAUUGACCAAAGUAAAGCAAAGCGCAUCGCUUUUGUGAGUGCGCCGGCUGCGUAUCGUGAUUUUCUUAAAAUUCAAAACGAAAGCGAUUCGCCCAUUAUCAGUGACAAUGUGUUUUUAUUCGAGUAUGAUCGCCGCUUUGACGCAAAGUACAACGGACAUUUUGUAUUUUACGAUUAUAAUGAUCCCACAAACCUUCCAGACAAAUUUCAUCACUUCUUUGAUUACAUUCUGAUGGACCCUCCCUAUUUGACUGUCAGCUGUAUGAGCAAGUAUGCUGAGACCAUGCGCUGGCUGGCAAAUGAUGUCAUUAGCGGUCCGGGGUGCAAGGAAAAAAUUCUCAGUCCAUGUACCUUCAUCACUGCGCGCAUGCUUCGCAAGCAGAUUUAUACUGAACUUGGUUUCACACCGUCAGGCUUUGUACCGACAUUUGAGUCAAAGCUUUCGAACCCAUUUUUGACGUACACCAAUUACCACUCUGAGCGCUUUGGCAAAAUUGCUGAGGUGUUUGACGACUCAGAUACGGAGUAG
Molecule: messenger RNA, 693 nt
Organism: Plasmopara halstedii
Lineage: Eukaryota; Oomycota; Peronosporomycetes; Peronosporales; Peronosporaceae
Product: n-adenine-specific dna methyltransferase 2
Exons: 4
Coding region: 1-693 (230 amino acids)
Biological process (GO): methylation
Molecular function (GO): nucleic acid binding; protein-lysine N-methyltransferase activity
Source: RefSeq, a predicted model, not a curated record